Messenger RNA from Sciurus carolinensis (gray squirrel), 1875 nucleotides. It is a transcript of the gene Mapre3, whose product is annotated as microtubule associated protein RP/EB family member 3. The record is from RefSeq and is a predicted model, not a curated record. Gene Ontology annotation, biological process: regulation of microtubule polymerization or depolymerization; spindle assembly; protein localization to microtubule plus-end. The transcript has 7 exons. NCBI's taxonomy places the organism in Eukaryota, Metazoa, Chordata, Mammalia, Rodentia, Sciuridae. Gene Ontology annotation, cellular component: microtubule organizing center; microtubule plus-end; spindle midzone. The coding region runs from base 172 to 1017 and encodes 281 amino acids. Gene Ontology annotation, molecular function: microtubule plus-end binding.
UGCUCUCUUCCCCCGCAGUCUCUGUGCGUUGAAGCCGGAGACCGCGGCGGCCUCUGCUAGGACCCUCCGCCCCGGAGCCGCCGGCCGGAGCCGCAGCCUCAGCCGCAGCGCCCCCGCCGCCCGUCCCCUCCCCAGUCGCCUCCGCCGGAGCCGCCUCGCGCACUCUGGGGUAUGGCCGUCAAUGUGUACUCCACAUCUGUGACCAGUGAAAAUCUGAGUCGCCAUGAUAUGCUUGCAUGGGUCAAUGACUCCCUGCACCUCAACUAUACCAAGAUAGAACAGCUCUGUUCAGGGGCAGCCUACUGCCAGUUCAUGGACAUGCUCUUCCCUGGCUGUGUGCACUUGAGGAAGGUCAAGUUCCAGGCCAAACUAGAACAUGAAUACAUCCACAACUUCAAGGUGCUGCAAGCAGCUUUCAAGAAGAUGGGUGUUGACAAAAUCAUUCCUGUAGAAAAAUUAGUGAAAGGAAAAUUCCAAGAUAAUUUUGAGUUUAUUCAGUGGUUUAAGAAAUUCUUUGACGCAAACUAUGAUGGAAAGGAUUACAACCCUCUGCUGGCGCGGCAGGGCCAGGACGUAGCACCACCUCCUAACCCAGGUGAUCAGAUCUUCAACAAAUCCAAGAAACUCAUUGGCACAGCAGUUCCACAGAGGACAUCCCCCACAGGCCCCAAGAACAUGCAGACCUCUGGCCGACUGAGCAACGUGGCCCCACCCUGCAUCCUCCGAAAGAAUCCCCCAUCAGCCCGAAAUGGCGGCCAUGAGACCGACGCCCAAAUCCUUGAACUCAACCAACAGCUCCUGGACUUGAAGCUGACAGUGGACGGGCUGGAGAAGGAGCGAGACUUCUAUUUCAGCAAACUGCGUGACAUCGAGCUCAUCUGCCAGGAACACGAGAGUGAAAACAGCCCCGUCAUCUCGGGCAUCAUUGGCAUUCUGUAUGCCACUGAGGAAGGAUUUGCACCCCCUGAGGACGAUGAGAUUGAAGAACACCAACAAGAAGACCAGGACGAAUACUGAGGGCGGCUCCAGCCCUGGCUGACUGCACGGCUCCGUGCCUCCCCUCCCAUGCCCACUCCCACAUUAUAAUUCUUUCCCUCCAGCCAGUCAGCCGGCCGGGUGCUUUGUGUCAGUGCCGCAGCAUUGGGGAGCCGGGCGAGGGGGCUUGGGGGAUGGGGCAGAUGAGCAGGCAGAGGCCUUGUCCUGGUCCCCAGUGGCACUGGCCCAGGGAGCAGGACCCCUGCCCACUCCCCACCCCUAUUUAUUUCCGUUGUCUCUAUGCUGUGUUGGCCAACACUUCCCGGGGUGCUGCUGCCACCCACCCAGCCAGCCACCUGCUCCCCGACAGCCAGCAGCUGUAUAUUUGACAAAGUCAUUGGUAUAUUUUUACUUACUGGAUUGUCCUUGCACUUUACCUGUUCUUUUCCAGGGCUGACAGCAGGGCUGGGGGCAGCAUGCCUGGCUUGGCUCCCCUUCCCCAUGGCCCAGUCCAGGGCAGGACUCACCGAUUCUUAUUUAUUUUGUCUUUUGACUUCCCAGUAGUUGAGGGGAAGGCUGAUGUCAGGAGAGGGAGGAGACUGAGGAGGCAGUGCUGUGGGCCCAGGGGUCAGGGAAAGGGAGGGGAGCAUGUGAGGGACAGUAGUGACCUCCUGGCACUGGGCUCACCCACCCAAGAUCCCUGCCCCAGCACUGAAGCCCAGUAAUGCCCCAGGGCCCUCAGCUACUCCCUCCUGCAGCCUGGUUCACACCACACAGACUCUGCCUGGCCCUCACUGUAUGUCUGCCUCCCAUUCGCCCACCUCCCGCCCCUACCCCUCGGGCACCAGCCUGCAUAUGUGUUCACUUUUAUUUAAAUAAACUUGUGUGGUAAAAAGUCUG